Messenger RNA from Daphnia carinata, 1339 nucleotides. RefSeq names its product 2-(3-amino-3-carboxypropyl)histidine synthase subunit 1-like (gene Dph1). Gene Ontology annotation, molecular function: 2-(3-amino-3-carboxypropyl)histidine synthase activity. The coding region runs from base 60 to 1310 and encodes 416 amino acids. NCBI's taxonomy places the organism in Eukaryota, Metazoa, Arthropoda, Branchiopoda, Diplostraca, Daphniidae. The record is from RefSeq and is a predicted model, not a curated record. Gene Ontology annotation, biological process: protein histidyl modification to diphthamide. The transcript has 3 exons.
GUCGUCUGCAAUCACGUGUCAACGUUACUGUUCAAACUGAACAAAAAAUAUUCAAGAAAAUGGACGAACUGUCACCAAAUGUUUCCGCAAACGAUAAAAUCAACGAACAAGUUGUAGUUUCACGAGCAAAUCCUGGACGAAAGGUGUACAGUGCUAUGCCUGGGAAGACUAGAGUCAUAAACCAAAUUCCUGACGAUAUACUGAACGACGAAAAGCUAGCGCGUGCCAUAGAGCUUCUUCCGAGCAAUUAUUCCUUCGAAAUUCACAAGACGGUAUGGAAAAUUCGUCAGGCUGGAGCAAAAAGAGUUGCUUUGCAAAUGCCUGAAGGAUUACUUAUGUUUGCACUGACAAUUUCAGAUAUUCUUGAAGAAUUUUGUCAAGCUGAGACUGUGAUUAUGGGAGAUGUUACCUAUGGGGCUUGUUGUGUUGAUGACAGAACUGCCAUAGCGCUAGGAGCUGACUUCAUGAUCCACUAUGGACAUUCUUGUCUAAUUCCAGUUGGUCAAACAAGUGGAAUCAAAAUGCUCUAUAUUUUUGUGGAUAUAAAAUUUGACUCAGAACAUUUUAUAGAAACCAUCAAGUUUAACUUUGACAAAGAAACCCGCAUGUCAUUUGUUAGUACGAUUCAGUUUGUGGCCUCCUUACAAAAUCUGGUGAUGCGUUUGAAGGGGGAAGGGUAUGUGGCUAGUACUCCUAAAUCUUCACCAUUAUCACCUGGUGAAAUCUUGGGCUGUACCUCUCCUUCCAUAGACACCGAUGUUAUCAUUUAUCUUGGAGAUGGUAGAUUUCAUCUGGAGUCUGCAAUGAUAGCAAAUCCAAAAUGUAAAGCUUACAAGUAUGACCCCUAUAGUAAGGAAUUCACCCAGGAGUUUUAUGAACAUAAUCAAAUGAAAGCCAACCGACAAGCAGCUAUAAGUAUAGCAGCCAAAGCUCCGAGAUUUGGUUUGAUAUUAGGGACACUUGGCCGGCAAGGAAGUCCCAGAGUAUUGCAGGAGAUAAAAGAGAAGAUGUUAAAAUUGAAUAAGGAGUUUGUUACUGUGCUGAUGUCAGAAAUUUUCCCAGCCAAACUAGCGCUUAUGCCCAGUGUGGAUGCUUGGGUUCAAAUUGCAUGCCCACGACUGUCAAUCGACUGGGGUCUUGCUUUUGCCAAACCACUUCUGACGCCUUACGAAAUCAAUGUGGCCCUCAAAAAUGUAGAAUGGAAGGAUACCUAUCCAAUGGACUUUUACGCGUAUGAAAGUCUUGGUGCCUGGACGCCUAAUUUCAAACCAAAGUGUGAAAAGAAAGAAACGUCUAACAGAAAAUUAUAAUUUAUUGUAAUAAAGAUGGAUAAAUUUGA